AUGACUGCUCUGGCUGCGCCCAUGAUGAACGGUCAUGAGUCUGGGGCGGAAAAUGGGACAGAGCACAGCCCGAACCGCUUCACGGCUGUCAAUGGCAGGGAAUCAGCUCCUGCAAAUGGUACAGCGUACCCAGGGGACCGUGGAGGGGCGGAGAAAUCUGGCUCAGAUGCCAGCCAACGGCAAGAAACACGGGCAAAUUUCACCAACGAGCAAGAGCAAGGAAGAGCGUCUCCCAGAUCCUCAUCUCCCAAUUCUCACCAUAAGAAUAAGAGAAAGAGGUCUGAAUCACGGGAUCAGGACUCUUCAAACCCUGAUGGAAUGAACGCCUCUCCAGUGAACCGUUCGGCCGAAAUUCACCAGUCUAACCAAAGUGGCAGUACGGCGGGGUCUGUGGUAGAGAUGGAGCGUGGAAACCACUCUGCGACGCCGUCUCACCGGUCUGACGGCAACGACAUGCCCCAGACAUCUGCCAAUAGUCCCUGGUCCGAAUAUGACACACAACUCAUCACUCAAGCCCAACGAGCACAGCAAAUGGACCCAUCGGAUGCUCACUUGGCAGAUGCCUUACAACGCGAGGCGGGCCAAGAACGACCGGGGGCCAACCGCUCGACCCCUGGCGCCCAGCAAGCGUCUUCUCCUGGUUAUGGCCCAGAUCGACAUGGGGCGCUACAGGUCGCUCCUAAAAGAAAGCGAGUGUUUAGUAAUCGAACCAAAACGGGUUGUAUGACCUGCCGUCGCAGAAAGAAGAAGUGCGACGAGCAACAUCCAGCAUGCAACAACUGUAUCCGAGGCGGAUUUCUGUGCGAAGGCUAUUCUUCCCGAAGCACCUGGCAAAAACCAUCGAGUGCAAAGACCCCGGUUCCUUUGCAGUCUAAAGAAGGCUACUCGGAUAUGAACAGCCCGUACAUGCAAGAGACACCCCGCCACCCAGACCGACAGCCGAGCAUGCCAGAACACGUUGAGCCGAUUAAAAUAAGACCCAUUGGAACCGAAGACAACGAACGCCCUGUCCAACAAUACACCACCAGUCCAACAAUCACAGCAACAACCCCUGGAUGGUCAAAACAAGCCUGGCCCCCCGCAGGAGCCAGUCAUCCACCUUAUGCCGAGCCAGUCUCCAAGCCCAGCUAUCACGAGGUCCCCUCAAUCCGUGAACUGUCAAUAGACAGUCGCCACAAACCGGACUACCCAGGCAUCUCGUCAAUGCGAGAUAUCAGCCAUGCAUCUCACCCCAAAACCACGAUGCCCAUGUUCCAGGGCAGCGUCGAGCAACGAACAUUGCCUCCCGCAGCUAUGGAUACCCACAGUCCCCAGGCCCAGGCUCGACUGGCCUUGAGCAUGGAACAUCACAUAUCUGGUCGCUCAGCUCCCGCCCCAGCUCCUCCAAGCGAGGAGACAGAGAAGGAGAAAAUGCUGAAAGGAGGACUCUACCGACCCUUCGACGUCCACCUCGUAGAGGACCGGGACCGAUGCCGAGGCGCACUGUGGAGAUUCAACAAUGCCAGCAACCCACUCGCCGGCGUGAGUUCGAAAGAGCAGUCCCGCCUGCUAAAGGAAAUCAUCAUACCCCCCGCAAGCUCCGUUUCCAACUCACCCGUCAUGGGCGCAUCUCGCUCUGUCGGGUCUAUAGGCCAGGGUGUGAUUGUCGAGGCGCCAUUCAUGUGCCACUACGGAUACAAUAUUCACUUGGGAGAGGAUGUUAUGAUUUCGGAGAAUUGCCUGUUUGUGGAUGACUGUGUGAUCCGGGUCGGCGCGCACACGUGGAUCGGCCCAGGUGUCAAGGUGCUGAGCGCUUCAGCCAAUGGUACCAUGCAGGAGCGCAAGGGGUCGCAGAGUCGGUAUCAAGGCCGCCAGGUCACGAUCGAGGAAGAUUGUUAUGUGGGUGCUGGGGCUGUUAUCUACCCGGGUGUGCGUCUCAAUCGGGGCGUUUAUGUGGGCGCCGGAGAGAUUGUCAAAAAUGACAUUGUAGCGUAUGGGUUUCAGGGGCAGAAACCUACCUUUAUGUGA
This is a messenger RNA of Penicillium brevicompactum, 2007 nucleotides long. RefSeq lists its product as uncharacterized. Gene Ontology annotation, molecular function: acetyltransferase activity; DNA-binding transcription factor activity, RNA polymerase II-specific; zinc ion binding. The transcript has 2 exons. NCBI's taxonomy places the organism in Eukaryota, Fungi, Ascomycota, Eurotiomycetes, Eurotiales, Aspergillaceae. The coding region runs from base 1 to 2007 and encodes 668 amino acids. The record is from RefSeq and is a predicted model, not a curated record. Gene Ontology annotation, biological process: regulation of DNA-templated transcription.